CCAGUGUCAAACAUUUCUUUCUUUCUUUUUUAUUUUUGUUGAAUCACCUUGAGAUAGUUACAAGCUUUCAUGUUUGGGUUACAAUCUCACAAUGACCAAAGUCACUCACUUUUAAGAGGAAACAUUUCCUUCUUAGAAUGUCAGGGGCUGGGAAUCACAGGACCCUGCUGACUGGCGGCUGUUUUUCCAAACUUCUUUGAGGUGAUUAUCUAAGUAUGAUUUCAGGCAGCCAUCAUUCUUAUUUUUAGCUCUGCAUUCUCCUCAUGAGUAUGGUGACCUGUGUCUCGGAGUUCCAGAGGACUCCCAGAUAAGGCCCAUGAUUCAUUUGCAGGUACCUUGCUCUGAUUUCCAGCAAGGUGGGGGGCCCAGAGGAAUGAUUUCAGAGGUCUCGUUCUUCUGGGCUCCUGUUCCUGUCCCUCUCACUUCAUCAGGAAUUGACACUCCACAAAUGAAUCCAAAAUGCAGUGGGCAAAGGGCCAUUAAAACAGGACCCAAGCGACAUUGUUCUCCAAGGGCCUCACAGCUGGUGAGGGGGGGAGACAAAACUGAGGGCUUGGCUCACAGGCUAUUUUCAGCCUCUGAUAGCAGUUGUGUUGCUCACGUCUCUCCCCUCGGGCUCCCUCCCGUCCUGCCCUUCGCAGGCCAAGCCGUCAUAUAUUUAAAGAGGCCCAGAGCCCCUGUUACCCAGUUGAGCCACGGAGAUCGCGCAGGCAGAUUUGACCUCGCUCAGAGUCUUCAAGAUGCCGAACUGGGGUGGAGGAGCCAAAUGUGGAGCUUGUGAUAAAACAGUGUAUCACGCAGAAGAAAUCCAGUGCAAUGGAAGGAGUUUCCACAAGAGCUGCUUUCUCUGCAUGGCCUGCAGGAAGGGUCUUGACAGCACCACGGUGGCGGCACACGAGUCAGAGAUCUACUGUAAAGUGUGCUAUGGGCGCAAGUACGGCCCCAAAGGCAUCGGGUUUGGACAAGGCGCUGGCUGCCUCAGCACGGACACAGGAGAGCACCUGGGUCUCCAGUUCCAAGAGUCCCCAAAGGUGGCACGCUCAGCCACCACCAGCAACCCUUCCAAGUUCACGGCGAAGUUCGGAGAGGCGGAGAAGUGCCCUAGAUGUGGAAAGUCAGUCUAUGCCGCUGAGAAGGUGAUGGGAGGUGGCAAGCCGUGGCACAAGACCUGCUUCCGCUGCGCCAUCUGUGGGAAGAGUCUAGAAUCCACAAACGUCACUGACAAAGACGGGGAGCUUUACUGCAAAGUUUGCUAUGCCAAAAACUUUGGUCCUACGGGUAUUGGGUUUGGAGGCCUCACACAACAAGGAGAGAAGAAAGAGUGAAAAGACCAUCAUUUCUCAGCUCUCUCAACAACCUGAGACAUUUGCCAAGCCAUCCUCCCCAGUUUGAAGCCCUCCCCCAAAUUUGGUUUUGAGUCCGUCUGGACAGUAUUUCUCCUCAGAAGUGAUUACUGUUUUGCCCAAAAUUAGAAGAGACCUUUGGAAGAAAGUGACUAAAACUCUAACGUGUAACAAAUGCUUGAUUAUUUACAAUACUUGGGGUGGGAGAGGCAGUAAAUAAAGGUAUGUCGUUGUAC
Sorex araneus (European shrew) is the source of this 1579-nucleotide messenger RNA. It is a transcript of the gene CSRP3, whose product is annotated as cysteine and glycine rich protein 3. Lineage: Eukaryota; Metazoa; Chordata; Mammalia; Eulipotyphla; Soricidae. The transcript has 6 exons. The coding region runs from base 741 to 1325 and encodes 194 amino acids. Gene Ontology annotation, cellular component: nucleus; Z disc; cytoplasm. Gene Ontology annotation, molecular function: structural constituent of muscle; actinin binding. Gene Ontology annotation, biological process: muscle tissue development; cardiac muscle contraction; sarcomere organization. The record is from RefSeq and is a predicted model, not a curated record.